ACAGCACUUCAAAGCGACUCAUAGAUGGAGCACAGUCAGUACCAGUGAAAUACAACAAAAAUAAAAAAAGAAUAGAUAUAUUUUACACUUCCAAUUUGGACGUUUAGGAACAACUAGCAGAGAUGGGAGCUGGAAAAGGAAAUGACUACAAGCUGACAGCUACUUCUGAGAAUGACAACAGGAAGAAGAAGAACAAGAAGAAGGAUAUGGAGGAGCUGAAGAAGGAGGUCGAUAUUGAUGAUCACAAACUCAGCAUAGAAGACCUUCAACGAAAAUUCGGCACAGAUAUUGUUAAGGGACUGACUAGCAUCCGUGCAAAGGAGAUCUUAGCCCGUGACGGCCCAAAUUCCCUCACCCCUCCAGUGACCACCCCAGAAUGGGUGAAGUUCUGCAAACAGAUGUUUGGUGGUUUUUGCAUGCUCUUGUGGAUUGGAGCAAUCCUAUGCUUCCUGGCCUAUGGCAUUCAGAUGGCCUAUGAAGAAGACCCUGCAAAUGACAAUUUAUACCUGGGUAUUGCGCUAGCUUUCGUUGUCAUUAUCACCGGCUGCUUCUCAUACUACCAGGAGGCGAAGAGCUGCAGGAUCAUGGACUCAUUUAAGAACAUGGUGCCGCAGCAAGCCUUGGUAUACCGCGAUGGUGAUAAAAAGUGCAUCAAUGCUGAGGAUGUGGUGGUUGGAGACCUGGUGGAAAUCAAGGGAGGAGACCGGAUUCCUGCUGAUCUUCGUGUCAUCUAUGCUUACUCCUGCAAGGUGGACAACUCCUCCCUCACCGGUGAAUCUGAGCCACAGACUCGUUCUCCUGAGUUCACCAAUGAAAACCCCCUAGAGACCAGGAACAUCGCUUUCUUUUCCACCAACUGUGUGGAAGGCACUGCUCGUGGCAUUGUGAUCAAUACCGGAGACAACACAGUGAUGGGACGCAUUGCUACCCUUGCCUCAAACCUGGAAGUAGGACAGACCCCCAUUGCUGUUGAGAUUGAGCACUUCAUCCACAUAAUAACAGCUGUAGCUGUCUUCCUGGGUGUCAGCUUCUUCAUCCUCUCACUCAUUCUUGGCUAUGGUUGGUUGGAAGCUGUCAUCUUCCUCAUUGGAAUCAUCGUGGCAAAUGUUCCAGAGGGCCUCUUAGCUACUGUCACUGUGUGCUUGACCCUGACUGCUAAGCGUAUGGCUAAGAAGAACUGCCUGGUGAAGAACCUGGAAGCCGUGGAGACCCUGGGCUCCACCUCCACCAUCUGCUCUGACAAGACAGGCACCCUGACCCAGAACCGCAUGACCGUGGCUCACAUGUGGUUCGAUAAUCAGAUCCAUGAGGCCGACACCACGGAGAACCAGAGUGGAACCUCGUUCGACAGGAGCUCAGCUACGUGGUCGGCGUUGGCGCGCAUCGCUGGCCUGUGUAACCGCGCCUUCUUCAAAGAUUAUCAAAGCAAUGUUCCUGUCCUCAAGAGAGAUGUUUCCGGAGACGCCUCAGAGUCUGCUCUCCUGAAGUGCAUUGAGCUGUGCUGUGGGUCGGUGAAGGAAAUGAGAGACAGGUACCCCAAGCUUGCAGAAAUUCCCUUCAACUCAUCAAAUAAAUACCAGCUAUCUGUCCAUAAGAACCCCAACUCUUCUGAGUCUAAGCACCUGGUAGUGAUGAAGGGAGCUCCGGAGAAGAUCCUGGAUCGCUGCUCCACCAUCAUGAUUCAGGGAAAGGAGCAGCCACUUAAUGAAGACAUUAAAGAAGCAUUUCAUAAUGUUUACCUGCAACUGGGUGGCCUUGGAGAGAGAGUAUUAGGAUUCUGCCAUUAUUUGCUUCCUGAUGACCAGUUUCCUGAGGGCUUUAAUUUCGAUUCUGAAAGCAUGAACUUUCCCACGGAGAACCUGUGCUUUGUUGGCCUCAUGUCCAUGAUCGAUCCUCCCCGUGCUGCUGUGCCGGAUGCCGUAAGCAAGUGCAGGAGCGCUGGAAUCAAGGUUAUCAUGGUAACAGGUGAUCAUCCCAUUACUGCCAAGGCCAUCGCAAGAGGUGUGGGUAUUAUCUCCGAGGGCAACGAGACUGUUGAGGAUAUUGCUGUUCGUCUGAACAUUCCAGUUAGUGAAGUUAAUCCCAGAGAAGCAAAAGCUUGUGUAGUCCAUGGUGCAGAGCUGAAAAGCAUGACCCCACUGCAGCUGGAUGACAUCCUGCAGUAUCACACUGAGAUAGUGUUUGCCAGAACCUCUCCACAGCAAAAGCUGAUCAUUGUCGAAGGCUGCCAGAGACAGGGUGCUAUUGUAGCCGUGACAGGAGAUGGUGUGAACGACUCCCCCGCGCUGAAGAAAGCCGACAUUGGUGUAGCUAUGGGCAUCGCUGGCUCUGACGUCUCCAAACAGGCAGCGGACAUGAUCCUCAUGGAUGAUAAUUUUGCUUCCAUUGUAACUGGAGUAGAAGAAGGUCGCCUGAUCUUUGACAAUUUGAAGAAAUCCAUCGCUUACACCCUUACCAGUAACAUCCCGGAAAUCACCCCCUUCCUAAUGUUUGUUGUUGCGAAUGUUCCGUUGGCCCUGGGGACUGUCACCAUCCUCUGCAUUGAUUUAGGCACUGACAUGAUUCCUGCCAUCUCCCUGGCAUACGAGGAUUCCGAGAGUGACAUCAUGAAGAGACAUCCCAGAAAUGCCAAAACUGAUAAGUUGGUGAAUGAGAGACUCAUCAGUAUGGCUUAUGGCCAGAUUGGUAUGAUCCAGGCAGUAGCUGGUUUCUUUACUUACUGUGUCAUCCUUGGGGAGAAUGGCUUUCUGCCAGAUUUACUGUUGGGCCUACGUGUCAACUGGGAAGACAGAACCAUAAACGACCUGGAAGACUCUUAUGGACAGCAAUGGACCUAUGACCAGAGAAAGAUCGUAGAGCAUACAUGUCAUACGGCAUUCUUUACCUGCAUUGUACAAUGUCAGUGGGCUGUCUUGAUAAUCUGCAAGACCCGGAAGAAUUCUAUUCUUAAACAGGGUAUGAGGAACAGGAUUCUUAACUUUGGAAUUUUUGAAGAAACGUCUCUUGCUGCUUUCCUUUCCUAUUGCCCUGGAAUGGAUGUCGCACUGAGAAUGUAUCCACUCAAAAUCUGUUGGUGGUUUUGUGCUCUGCCGUACUCCUUCUUCAUCUUCUUUUACGAUGAGAUCAGGAGGUACAUUCUGCGGCGCAGUCCUGGAGGUUGGGUGGAGAAUGAAACUUACUACUAGAAGAACAGGAGCACCUUUGGGCUUUAAACAGAAAAAUCUUUGUACUACAGCUCAGGAAAUGAGCAAUCUGCAGUGUAAUUAGAAAUAAAGAAGGUACCGCCCAUAA
Brienomyrus brachyistius is the source of this 3291-nucleotide messenger RNA. Its product is annotated as sodium/potassium-transporting ATPase subunit alpha-1-like. Gene Ontology annotation, cellular component: membrane. Lineage: Eukaryota; Metazoa; Chordata; Actinopteri; Osteoglossiformes; Mormyridae. Gene Ontology annotation, molecular function: ATP binding; ATP hydrolysis activity; P-type sodium:potassium-exchanging transporter activity. Gene Ontology annotation, biological process: intracellular potassium ion homeostasis; sodium ion export across plasma membrane; proton transmembrane transport. The transcript has 23 exons. The coding region runs from base 123 to 3185 and encodes 1020 amino acids. The record is from RefSeq and is a predicted model, not a curated record.